Messenger RNA from Polypterus senegalus (gray bichir), 2433 nucleotides. Its product is annotated as inhibin beta B chain. Lineage: Eukaryota; Metazoa; Chordata; Cladistia; Polypteriformes; Polypteridae. Gene Ontology annotation, molecular function: growth factor activity; hormone activity; cytokine activity. The transcript has 2 exons. Gene Ontology annotation, cellular component: extracellular region. The coding region runs from base 415 to 1512 and encodes 365 amino acids. Gene Ontology annotation, biological process: BMP signaling pathway; SMAD protein signal transduction. The record is from RefSeq and is a predicted model, not a curated record.
ACACUCUGCCAGUCGCCGCCCAGCCUGGCGUGCCCCUCACCUAUGCACCUCUCUGAGGUUUCGGCCAGGCGCAUCUCUCGCUCGUCCCGGGCUGGGCACAGCCUGCCAGUGGCCGCCGCACUUUGCCCCGUGUUUUCCCAGGCCCGCCGUGGCUGAUCAAACAUUGCAUCAUGUUGACAGUCCACGUGCGGCCCCUGGCUGCCCCAUGCCGGCUUUUUUUAAUUUUUUUUUUGGAAGCCGCACAGCCGCCGAGCCGAUCGCCGCGCAGCGCCCGUCUUGCUCUGCCCGUCACCCGCCGUGACCCGGCGCGCGAGCUGAGAUGCUCAUUGGUCACCACGCUUGUCUUGGAUUACGAGCUUCGGCGGGGCGGUCGCCACUUUCACGCACGCAGCGCUUCGCGGUCUAGUCUCCAAGAUGCGGACGGUCCUCGGCUGGGCUCUCUCCUUCCUCCUCCUCUUCCUCAUCCUCCUCUUCCUCGGGGCCCGCGGAGAGCCGGGGGGCUGCGCGUCCUGCGGCACGACCGGCCUGGCCCGAGGAGACCAGGAACAGGUGCUGAUCGAGAUGGCCAAGCAGCACAUCCUGAGCAAGCUGCACCUGAGCGAGCGACCGAACAUCACCCAGCCCGUGCCCAGGGCCACCCUGAUCAAUGCCCUGCGCAAGCUGCACGCCGGCCGGCUGCGCAAGGACGGCACUCUGGAGCUGGAGAAGCCGGCCAGCCGCCUUAGGGAGCGCGGCUACGAGAUGGUCAGCUUCGCCGACACGGAUUUCAGCAACUCAUCCAAGUCUGGCCUGGCAUUCCAGUUCUCAAAGGAGGCAGAUGCCAACUUCCAGGUGCUCAAGUCCACCCUGUGGCUCUACUUCAGAUCUUCCGAGACCAUUAAGAAGAAGGUCACUGCCCGGCUCUUCCUGGCCAGCACUGGCAGCUCCAACCGGACGUUCAUCAGCCAAAAGAAGUUUGAGGUGGCACAGGGGAGCUGGCACACCUUUGUUAUCACCCAAGGAGUGCAGGCAUUUUUUGACCGGGGUGACAAGAGACUUCAGUUGGAGGUGGAGUGCCAGGGUUGCCAGAAUCUUGCCGUCCUGGGCAGCCGGAGUGAGCCUUCUCGCCAGCCCUUCCUGGUGGCACAAGUGCGGCUCCGAGAGGAUGGGCACACCAUCCGCAAGCGCUCCCUGGACUGUGAUGCCAAUGGCAGCAUUUGCUGCAAGAAAGACUUCUAUAUUAAGUUCCGGGACAUUGACUGGCAGGACUGGAUCAUUGCCCCCGAGGGCUACCACAUGAACUACUGCAUGGGGCAAUGCCCACAGCACCUGGCCGGCUCGCCUGGCAUUGCUUCGUCAUUUCACGCGGCUGUCUUCAACCAGCUGAAGGCCAAUGGCAUUCAGCCGGCCGUCAGCUCCUGCUGUGUGCCCACCCAGCGCCGGCCGCUCUCCAUGCUCUACUUUGACCCAACUCAGAACAUCGUCAAGACUGACAUCCCCGACAUGAUUGUGGAGGCCUGUGGGUGCACAUAAGCUGAGCGGGCAUGGGCAGAGCUCUUAUUUACACGUAGAUGAAAGUAGGGCGCACGUAGAAAACCACUAGGCUGCUCACCAGGCCCCAGCUGGCCAAGACAUGGGCAUGGAAUAGGUGCCCGGCCCUUGUAGUUUGCUUCAUUUUAAUGACAUGUGCCAAUUGAGGACUUUUUAGACUGAGCGCUCACUUUAAGCCAUACUGGUGCCCUCUGCUCUUCACUCAGGGGCUGACAGGGGCAGAGGGCACAGGCUCCAAGACUCUCAUCAGGUGAUUAUAGGGGACCAGCCAGGGUGUGUGGGGUUCUUGGCAGGUGCCAGGGCAUGAGUGUAUGACAGUGUAAUUAAGGCACAUCCAUGUGGGUGGGUGGCACAGGCUUGGCAGAAGGUCCCCAAGUUUUGAGGCCAUGAGGGUCAGUCAAGGGGUCCAGUAGAUCUCAGUGCAGGGUCCAGUAAAGUGUAAGAGCAGAGGGGCUGGCUGGGCACGGUGUGGGACAGUGCCCAUGUUGUGUGGGCUACACAAAAGUUGGACAGCUGCGAGGAGCGCCCGUUUUGGGCAGGGUGAAGCAACGUGAGCCACGGUGUUGCAGUACCGCAAGAAGCUGACCUCCGCGCCGUUACUCAACCACAUGUACAAAUACCUGGCGCCUUUCCUAACGGUAGCAAAUGUGAAGGUCAGCGGCUCUGGAAGUGAGGCUGGCAAGGGGCACAGAGAUGGAGCACUCACUUGAGGAAGUCAUCCUCCCAGAAUGCCACGCCAGCUCUGCUUCAUUGUGCCAUGCUCCUGGCCUCCUGUGGCACUCCUACGACUAAGCCUCUUGGUGCCCACCUUUUCUUCAUGUUGUCUGUAUUAGCGCCAUGUCCACUGGGCACACCCUCUGGACGACGCUGCCUGCCAUAUUCUGUUUUUAAUGGAAAAUAAAU